AUGUCACAAGACCCGGUUGCUACCAACCAGAGCAUUGGUGGUGAAAAACGCUUCUUGCGCUACCACGACAACAAUAAGGAUCGUGCUGAGAAUGGGAAGGCAAAUGCAGAUGAAGAAGAAAGAACGGGAAUCAACCGCUUCUCCACGAUGAAACUUGACGAGAUGUUGGAUGGGACAAAGUUUAUGAAUGGAUUCAAGAAAUGGAAGGAUUUCGGAUACAACACUUACAAUCUCCCCAAGCACGUGCAGGCCAGCAAGUACGACAAUCUUCGCAAACUGUUUUGA
Messenger RNA from Phytophthora nicotianae INRA-310, 285 nucleotides. RefSeq lists its product as hypothetical. Lineage: Eukaryota; Oomycota; Peronosporomycetes; Peronosporales; Peronosporaceae. The record is from RefSeq and is a predicted model, not a curated record. The coding region runs from base 1 to 285 and encodes 94 amino acids. The transcript has a single exon.